Molecule: messenger RNA, 1540 nt
Organism: Cannabis sativa
Lineage: Eukaryota; Viridiplantae; Streptophyta; Magnoliopsida; Rosales; Cannabaceae
Product: polygalacturonase-like
Exons: 8
Coding region: 51-1460 (469 amino acids)
Biological process (GO): fruit dehiscence; anther dehiscence; pectin catabolic process
Molecular function (GO): polygalacturonase activity
Source: RefSeq, a predicted model, not a curated record
AAGCUAUUAAAUUGGACUGCAGUGAGAGUUUUCCUUGCAAAGACAUUAAAAUGGAAAAUGUUCACUUCACAUACUAUAAAAACCAAGGCCAUACCAAAGCUGUGUGCCAAAAUGUGGAAUUCACUCGUUUUAGAGAUGUUAUUCCAAGCUGUGAUUCUGAUACCAUUGACCACCAAAAGCCUCAGCCACAGACACAGCCAAAGCCUCAACCGAAGCCUCAACCUAAGCCUCAGCCAAAGCCUCAACCUCAACCUCAACCGAAGCCUCAGCCAAAGCCUCAGCCUAAGCCUAAGCCUCGAUCUCACCCAAUGCCAAGGCCUGUGCCAGUUCAAAAACGAGGAGUUAUUAAUGUUGAUGAUUUUGGAGCAAAAGGAAGGGGCCAAGAUGACACGAUGGCAUUUGAGAAGGCAUGGCAGAAGGCUUGUUCAUCUAAUGUUCCUAUUGUACUAGUGGUGCCUUCUCAAAACACCUAUCUUGUUAAGCCAAUUGUGUUCCGCGGUCCAUGCAAAUCCAAAGUUACAGUUCAGAUUGAUGGGACUAUAGAAGCACCCUCCGAUCCAUCAGACUACAAUGGACACGAAAGCAACUGGCUUAUGUUUGAAAAUAUUAAUGAUUUAGUAGUCCAAGGUGGUGGAACCAUUAACGGUAAUGGAAAUUCUUGGUGGAAGCUCUCCUGCAACAUUGAUACAUCACUCCCAUGCAAGCCAGCACCAACCGGUUUAACUUUUUCAAAUUGUAACAACUUGGUGGUGAGAGAUUUACAUGUAAAAGACUGCCAACAAAUGCAAGUCAUGUUUGUGAAUUGCAACACAGUCAUGGCUUUCAAUCUCACAGUCACUGCACCAGGCGAUAGUCCCAACACUGAUGGAAUCCAUGUAACACGUUGUGUGAACAUGGACAUCUCUAACUCUGUCAUUGGAACAGGUGAUGAUUGCAUAUCUAUCGUAAGCGGAUCCCGAAAUGUUACAGCCACAGACAUAACCUGUGGACCUGGUCACGGAAUCAGUAUUGGAAGUUUGGGAGCUGGACAUGCAGAAGCUCAUGUUUCUGAUAUAUUCGUCCGCAGAGCUAAAUUUUACGAAACCACUAAUGGAGUUCGAAUUAAAACUUGGCAGGGAGGUAAAGGAGAUGCGAGAAAUAUAAAAUUUCAAGACAUAGAGAUGCAUAAUGUGCAGAACCCAAUCAUAAUCGAUCAAAAUUAUUGUGAUCGUCGUAGAAUGGUCUGCAAACAAGAGGAAUCUACUGUUCAAGUGAGUGAUGUGUUGUACCAAAACAUUAAAGGUACAAGUGCCUCUCAAGUUGCCAUAAUGUUCGAUUGUAGUCAGAGUCAUGAAUGUGAAAAUAUUAUAUUACAAGAUGUCGAGCUACAACUACCCCAACAUAGAGCACAUGCUGAAGCUUUGUGCAACAAUGUGGACCUCACUCAUAUUGGACGUGUUACUCCUCUGUGUCCAAAUUAGGAUUAUUAGUCAUUAAUUUUAUUUUUUUAUUCGUUUGUAUCUUAGUUUUCAUUUGGUUCUUUAUUUUUAAACACAUGAUC